Messenger RNA from Rhizophagus irregularis DAOM 181602=DAOM 197198, 3609 nucleotides. NCBI's taxonomy places the organism in Eukaryota, Fungi, Glomeromycota, Glomeromycetes, Glomerales, Glomeraceae. The record is from RefSeq and is a predicted model, not a curated record.
AUGACAGAUACUACUAAUAAAAUUAUACGACGAAAGUCUCUAGGUAGAGCCGCAUUUAUUGGGUCUCUAUAUAAUGCUACAAGAGAUACGUUCUGUGGUACUACGAUAAUGAAAACUGAAUUUCCAAAUGAUUCUAUAAAUAGAGCUGAUAUUCUAAAUAAAGAAUUAUCUUACGAAUAUGAGGAUUCGUAUGUGGAAAAGUUCAACAAAUUAGACGUUGAAGCCGAACUGAAAUUAAGUGCUCUCGCAGGACUGGUUACUUUAGAAGGUUCGGGAAAAUAUUUAAGCGAUGUAAAAGAUAGUUCUAAAACUGUAAAAGGCAAUCUAAUAUAUAGAAUGACUUCAUUUGAAGAAAAUUUGAAUAUUUUUCGUGAUGAUGUUAAAGCAUGCAUUUCUACUGACGGGUUUAAUAACACAGAUGCUACUCACGUCGUGGUAGGAAUAAAAUGGGGAGCUACUAUUAUUGCAUCAUAUGAAUGUAAAAACAUUAAGGAAGAGGACAAGCAUCAACUUGAAGCAGAGUUAAAGUCUUAUUUUGAAAAAUUAUCACUUUCUAUUUCCGAAAAUGAUAACGUAGACGCCGAAAAGGAUCAACCUAACUUUAUGAAACGUUUCUCCAUAAAGCUUUUUGGAGAUGCACUUUUUGGAGAUGCAGUUCCGCAUAAUAAAAAAUCCUUUGAUGAAGCAAGAAAAUUCAUGACAGAGCUUCCUUCAUAUGCCAAACAGUUUAAUGAUGGAAAAGGAUUUCCAAUUGAAUAUACUCUCUAUCCAUUGUCAGAACUUGCGAAGAAAAUUACUCAAAAUAUCACAGUUGAUAAUAUGAUGAUGGCAUCAAGUGAAGAAAUUGUUCCAAAAAUAGAGCAAUUCAUUGAUGAUUUAUUCAAUGCAAAACAAAGGCUCAAUGAUUUAUUUAAUGAUGCAAAUUUUAUUUCUAGUUUCAUAUCCGAUAAGAUUUUUGAUGAGAUUAACGAUCAUGUACGAAAUGUUAAAUUAGAGGAGGAAAAAUUUAGAAAGGAGUUCGCGGAAAGACUUAUUAAUAUACGUUCUGGAAAAAGUAAUACUGAUGAACUAGAGAACUUAAUAAAGAUAAUUCAGAAAAGUGCCUUAUCCAAGAGUUCUAUUAUGACGUUCAUUGAUCAAUACCAAUCAGUAUCUAGAAGGGCUGACUUGGUAUUUACUCUUAAAGAAAAAAAUGUAGAGUAUCUUGACAAGGAUUCUACUAUUGAUUAUAUUCUGCGUAUGAAUUCAAAAGGUCAUGUCUAUAUACUUAUUGAUGAAAAUAUUAUUAAUAAUAAUUCAUCGCCAGUGCAUAAUGUAUUUCAAGAUUUAUAUAAUUCAAAUGAGAAAUCGAGUAAGUUCUUUGUGGCUGACCCUAAAAUAUGUUCCAAUAUAAAAGGUCCUGGUUAUCCAGUAAUUCAUCAUUAUGUCAAUGGAAGAUUAGAAAAUAAUGAUUAUUACAAUGCCAAUAAAUUGUUAUUUACAUCAAAUCUUAUUAAAUUUGAUCCUCAACCACUUCUCAAACCAAAAAAUAAUCCUAUUGAGAAGGCGCGAUUACUAGUACCUUGUCCCCAAGCUAAUUGUUCUACAUUUUGUAAUUGGAGAUGUUUCAAAUGUCAUCAUGACGUUGAAUAUGGAUAUAACUGGCAUUUGUACUGUGGAUGUGGUGAAAGUAUUAUCGGCAAUUGCAAAUUCAAAUGCAAUGGUCCUGAUCAUAAUGAAGGAUUUCUAUCUUUUGAAUUCAACACACUUACCACACUGCUACCGCCGGAGCCUCCAGAAGAAAUAAAUAUAUUAUUACUUGGUGAGACUGGCGUAGGAAAAUCCACGUUCAUAAAUGCUUUUGUAAACUAUCUAAGAUUCGAUACAUUAAAUGAAGCAAAAUCUGGAAAUAUGGAAGUACUGAUAUCAUCUAAGUUCACAUUAACAGAUGAAAAUUAUGAUACUCAAACAAUAAAAAUAGGUAAAGAUGAUCCAAAUGAGCAAUCAGAAAAUGUAGGAAUGUCAUCAACUCAAGGAUGUAAUAGUUAUGUAUUCUAUGCAGCUGAAAACAAACGUAUAAGAUUGAUUGAUACUCCUGGAAUAGGAGAUACUAGAGGAUUAGACCAAGACAAGAAAAAUUUUGAAAAUAUUCUGAAAUAUAUUAGUUAUUACCGGCACAUAAAUGGAAUAUGUAUCCUUCUCAAGCCUAAUAAUGCUCGAUUAACUGUAAUAUUUAGGUUCUGCAUACAAGAAUUGUUAUCACACCUUCAUAGAAAUGCAAAGGAUAAUAUUGUCUUCUGCUUUACCAAUGCUAGAGGAACUUUCUACCGUCCAGGAGAUACAUUACCAUCACUUAAAAAACAACUUGGAGACCUCAAAGAACGAUCUAGUGUUGAAAUAAAGGCCAAUCAUGAUACUCUAUAUUGUUUUGAUAACGAAUCAUUUAGAUUUCUAGCAGCAAUAAAGAAAGGUAUUUCAUUUACGGAUGCAGAUGAACAAAAUUUUGCAGAAAGUUGGAAAAAAUCCGUGAAAGAAUCAUUAAGGCUUAUGCAGUAUCUUUUGACACGCCCACCUCAUGCGGUAAAAGAUACUCUAUCACUAAAUAACUCUAGAAAUAUAGUAGUACUACUUUCUAAACCACUUGCGGAGAUAGGACAACUUAUUCAAGCAAAUAUUAAGUUAAUUAAAGAAAAACAAAAUGAAAUAAAAAAUUCCGAUAAGACCAUAGAAGAGCUUAAAGAAAAUCUAUAUAUUCGACAAAUAGAUCUCCAACCAAAAAAAUUGGGAUUUCCAAGAACUGUAUGUACCAGCAUUAGUUGUGUCGUAUCAUUGCAAAUUGGACAAACUAAUAUUAGCAAGAUAAAUUAUGUAACACACUGUCAUGAUCAAUGUUAUCUAAACAAUGUUGCACGCAAUGUAAUAAACAACCCAGCACUAAGAAGAUGCGCAGCUAUGAAUUCAGAUGGAAAUUGUGAAGAAUGUAAGUGUAAAUGGGAUAAACAUAUGCAUAUUGACUAUGAGAACGAGAUAAUAGAUAAAGAUAUCGUUGAUGAGAAUGUAGUAUUGCAGAUUUCAAAAAAGAGAUCAGAUCAAGAAACUAAAAGAGCAAUUGUAGAAGAAUAUCAAGCGAGGGUGAAUCAAUUACGAAUAGAACAACAUACGAUAAAUGAAAUUAGUUUAAAGUUUGCACAAUUUUUAAGACAAAAUGCAAUAGCUGCUUUUAAUGACGCAUAUGCAGACUACUUGGAUCAUUUUAUAAAAGAAGAAAAGAUUAAAAAGAGUGCUGACCCUAAUCGUUAUGAUGAAGAAAUUCUCAAUGGACUCGAAGCUACAAAAAGAAACUAUUUGGAACAAAUUGAAGUUAUUAAAGAAGCAAUUAAAAAUAAUAAUCCUUCCAUGCCUACAAUAUCACCAAACGAUAUAGCUGAGCUUGAACAGCAAUUGUAUGAACUACCAAUCAACGGUCAUACUCUAAAAAAGAUAAAAGAUGAAGCAGAACGUAGUCAGACUAGUGUAUUUAAUUAUAAAGAAAGUCAUUAUUUAGGACCAACAAAACUUAUAUCAAGUACAUUCGCAAAAAUUUUUUACGGAAAAUUAAGUUAUGAUCUAUCUAAAUCCAAUUUUUUCUAA